ACCCGGCGGACCUCUCGCCUCGGUGCAGACAGCACGGGGAAGAGGGGAAGCAGCUCUGCUGGGAACAGGGAGGGACCUCCGGGGAAGCGAAACCGAAACUUUGCGCCCAGUCGGCGGGGCGGGCCGCGCCUUUACCCCAGUCCCGGCCCAGCGGCGUCCCGGAGCCCCGCGCCCUCCUGACGUGCAGAGCCAUGGCCUCCGACCUGCGCCCGCCGUCCCCCCUGCUCGUGCGGGUGUCCGGGUCCGGCGUCCGGGUACAACGGAAGCUGGAGAGCUACUUCCAGAGCUCUAAGUCCUCGGGCGGCGGGGAGUGCACGGUCAGGCCCCAGGAACACGAAGCCCCGGGCACCUUCCGGGUGGAGUUCAGUGAAAGGGCAGCUAAGGAGAGAGUGUUGAAAAAAGGAGAACACCAAAUGCUUAUUGACAACGAACCUGUGCCCAUUUUCCUGGUACCCACUGAAAAUUCAAUAAAGAAGAACACGAGACCUCAAAUUUCUUCACUGACACAGUCACAAGCAGAAACACCAUCUAGUGAUACGCAUCAACAUGAAGGACAUAUUCCUAAUGCUGUGGAUUCCCGUCUCCAAAAGAUCUUUCUUACUGUAACAGCUGACCUGAACUGUAACCUGUUCUCCAAAGAGCAGAGGGCAUACAUAACCACACUGUGCCCCAGUAUCAGAAAAAUGGAAGGUCACGAUGGAAUUGAGAAGGUGUGUGGUGAUUUCCAAGACAUUGAAAAAAUACAUCAAUUUUUGAGUGAGCAGUUCCUGGAAAGUGAGCGGAAACAAGAAUUUUCCCCUUCAGUGACAGAGAGGAAGCCACUCAGUCAGCAGGAGAGGGACAGCUACAUUUCUCCUUCUGAACCAGAAACCAAGGCAGAAGAAAAAAGCAACUGUUUUGAAGUUUCCUUGCCUUACUUUGAAUACUUUAAAUAUAUCUGUCCUGAUAAAAUCGACUCAAUAGAGAAAAGAUUUGGUAUAAACAUUGAAAUCCAGGACAGUUCUCCAAAUAUGGUCUGUUUAGAUUUCACCUCAAGUCAAUCAGGUGACCUGGAAGCAGCUCGUGAGUCUUUUGCUAGUGAAUUUCAGAAGAACACAGAACCUCUGAAGCAAGAAUGUGUCUCUUUAGCGGACAGUAAGCAGGCAAAUAAAUUCAAACACGAAUUGAAUCAACAGUUUACAAAACUCCUUAUAAAGGAGAAAGGAGGAGAAUUAACUCUCCUUGGAACACAAGAUGACAUUUCAGCUGCCAAACAAAAAAUCUCUGAAGCUCUUGUCAAGACACCUGUGAAACUAUUCACUGUCAAUUACAUGAUGAAUGAAAUUGAGGUUGAUAGUGCCCACUAUAAACUUUUAGAAACUGAAUUACUACAGGAGAUAUCAGAGAUCGAAAAAAGGUAUGACACUUGCAGCAAGGUUUCUGAGAAAGGUCAGAAAACCUGCGUUCUGUUUGAACCCAAGGACAAGCAGGUAGAUCUAUCUGUGCAUGCUUAUGCAAGUUUCAUCGAUGCCUUUCAACAUGCCUCAUGUCACUUGAUGAGAGAAGUUCUUUCACUGAAAUCUUUGGGCAAGGAGAGAAAGCAUUUAUAUCAGACCAAGUUUGCAGAUGACGUCAGAAAAAGACAUCCAAAUGUACACUUUGUGCUAAAUCAAGAGUUAAUGAUUUUGACUGGUUUGCCAAAUCACCUUGCAAAAGCCAAGCAGUAUGUUCUAAAAGGAGGAGGAAAAUCUUCAUUGGCUGGAGACAAACUGAAGGAGGAUCAUGAAACACCGAUGGACAUUGAUAGCGAUGAUUCCAAAGCAGCCUCUCCGCCACUCAAGGCCUCUGUGAGCUCUGAGGCCUCAGAAGUGGACAAGAAGGAAGAGGGCAUCUGUGUCAUCUGUAUGGACACCAUUAGUAACAAAAAAGUGCUGCCAAAGUGCAAGCAUGAAUUCUGCGGCCCUUGUAUCAGCAAAGCCAUGUCAUAUAAGCCAAUCUGUCCCACAUGCCAGACUUCCUAUGGUGUUCACAAAGGAAAUCAGCCAGAGGGAAGCAUGAUUGUCACUGUUUCAAGAGACUCACUUCCAGGUUAUGAGUCCUGUGGCACCAUUGUGAUUAAUUAUUCUAUGAAAGGAGGCAUACAAACAGGAGAACACCUAAACCCAGGAAAGAGAUACUCUGGAACACAGCGAACUGCAUACUUGCCUGAUAAUGAGGAAGGAAGGAAGGUUUUGGAACUGCUUCGUAGGGCCUUUCACCAAAAGCUGAUUUUCACAGUGGGGUACUCUCGCGUAUUAGGAACCUCAGAUGUCAUCACUUGGAAUGAUAUUCACCACAAAACAUCCAAGUUUGGAGGACCAGAAAAGUAUGGCUACCCUGAUCCUUCUUACCUGAAACGUGUCAAAGAGGAGCUGAAAGCGAAAGGAAUUGAGUAAGAAAACUGCUGGAAGAUGUCUUAAAUCAAGCUUUCAAAAAAAUAUAUUUUAGGAGGCUAAUUUUAUGCCAAUCUAAAUCCUUAUGUAGAAAAGACUUUGAAAUUUUUCUUCUUAAGAAAUGGUUUGUAUAAGAAUAAGAAUCUGCUAGCCUGUCAUUUCUGGAGUGAUUUUUUUUUUGAGACAGAGUCUCGCUCUGUCGCCCAGGCUGGAGUGCAGUGGUGCGAUCUCAACUCACUGCAAGCUGUGCCUCCCGGGUUGACGCCAUUCUCCCCGCCUCAGUCUCCUGAGCAGCUAGGACUACAGGCGCCCGCCACCACGCUCGGCUUAUUUUUGUUUUUGUAUUUUUAGUAGAGACGGGGUUUCACUGUGUUAGCCAGCAUGGUCUCGAUCUCCUGAUCUCGUGAUCUGCCCGCCUCAGCCUUCCAAAGUGUUGGGAUUAUAGGCAUGAGCCACUGCGCCUGGCCCUGGAGUGAUACUUUUUAUGGAAGACAAAAGCCCCCCAAAUCUGUGUAAAAUCUGCUGCAAGGGUGUCAUGCCUCUUGUGUCAUCACUGGGGUUAGAGGUGGGUCUGAAAUCAUCUUCUAUGUCCUUCAGUUGAACUAUCAGCUGCCAAUUGAUCCCUUUUUCAUUGCCAUCUCUGGGAUGGUUCUUCAUUUUUUUGUGUGUUUUCCCCUUAAUCUCUACGUGUGAAAGUGAAAUUCUAUUGUAAAUGGGAGGAAAAAGGGUUAGUUGUGGGAAAUUAAAGACCCAUAUUCCGCUUUCUUACUCAUGGCAAGAAAAGUGGCCAUGAGUAGAGAUUGGGCAAGCAUUGGUAAUAAAUGGAAUAAAACUAAUUAUUAUUAUUAUUAUUAGA
Messenger RNA from Piliocolobus tephrosceles (Ugandan red Colobus), 3267 nucleotides. RefSeq names its product deltex E3 ubiquitin ligase 3L (gene DTX3L). Gene Ontology annotation, biological process: protein ubiquitination; Notch signaling pathway. NCBI's taxonomy places the organism in Eukaryota, Metazoa, Chordata, Mammalia, Primates, Cercopithecidae. The record is from RefSeq and is a predicted model, not a curated record. The coding region runs from base 192 to 2414 and encodes 740 amino acids. The transcript has 5 exons.